Melanotaenia boesemani (Boeseman's rainbowfish) is the source of this 3342-nucleotide messenger RNA. It is a transcript of the gene cnksr1, whose product is annotated as connector enhancer of kinase suppressor of Ras 1. The record is from RefSeq and is a predicted model, not a curated record. Gene Ontology annotation, molecular function: protein binding. Lineage: Eukaryota; Metazoa; Chordata; Actinopteri; Atheriniformes; Melanotaeniidae. Bases 415 to 2925 code for a protein of 836 amino acids. The transcript has 23 exons.
ACCCUUCAAACGCAUUGUAACAAUAAAAGUCUUGAUGCUUCAUGCUCUUGUUAGGUUGGUUUUAGACUAGGACACAAUACGCAUAUGGAUCUGCACUAACUGGAGUAAAACCCAUACUGAGCUUGAGGGAGCAGAGAAAUGACGGAAAGUGAGCAAGAAUUUUGCACAUCACUAAUUUCUCAUUAUCCGAGAUCAAGUGUCGAGUUUUCAGGUGUUUCUGUUCCUGCUUACACCGCCUCCCUCCACUAAGUUCUUAAGCCGCGCGCAUUCCCGACGCGGACAGCGCAUAUGAGGAACGUUAUGAGUCCUUAAAGCUGCAGCAACUUUCAAGCACAGUAUUCAUCCAGCCCGGAGAGAUAGAAGUCGGCCAAGACAGCCGGGAAGUGAACGAGCGACUGCAGCAGGACUCCGAGCAUGGAGCCUAUAACUUCGUGGAGCGAGGAAAGAGUCACCGAGUGGCUCCAAGGUCUGGAUGCUCCUCUGGAUCAGUACCCAGUCUUGCAGUGGCAUUUAUCAGGCAUGGAACUGCACCAGUUGAAUUCCCAGUGCCUGGAAAAGUUGGGAGUCCAUAAAAUUGGACACCAGGAGCUCAUUUUGGAGGCUGUGGAGAAGCUUUGCUCUUUGACUUAUGGCAUAGGAGGAGAGAACCUACAAGGUCUGACAGAGAAGUUGCGAGCUCUUGCCCACACCUUGCAAAUGGGCAUCCAGAACUGUUGGCGCCUCAACAGUUAUGAUGGACGCACCACCACCAAGCUGCCAGCUAGCAUUCUGCAGAUUGUAGUUGAACUCAUCACAUCAGUCAAAGGCCUUUUCUUUCUGCUCAACAGAUAUCAGUUUUCGCAACUCAGUGGAUACACUGCAACCAAGAACAUAUUCAGUUACUGCAAAGAACUAGGAGACAUUGUGCACAAGGACACCACAGUUUAUGAAAAGGAAAAGGACAUCAUCUCUGUUUGUCGUCAGCUGGUGGCGGUGUGUGAUGAGAUCCUGAAGUCCAGCCCUCAAGCACUUCUCACACAUACAGCUCAGCUGGAGAGUGUCGACCUGGUGCCCACGUCACCUGGUGAUCAGCUGGGGAUCGAGAUAACAUCCACCAGCUCCAGUAACCACUACGUGACUGGAGCUGCUGCUGAGCCUUCCACUGAUGCUUACUUGCAGAUCUUGGCUGGUGAUGAAGUCAUCCAAGUCAAUGACCAGAUAGUGGUGGGCUGGAGCAGAGCUAACCUGAUAAAGAAGCUUAAAGAGAAUCCAAACGGAGUAACUUUGGUCUUGAAGAAGAUCCCUGGAUCACUGCGACACAAAGACUCUGCCCACCUCUCCUCCACUCAGAAGGAGGAAGAGGAGAGAGAAGAAAAAUCAGAGGAGGAAGAGAAGGAGGAAGAGAAUCCAAGGCACUCCAUAUUUGAGAGGGUUGCAGCAUCUGUCAGGUCCCUGUCUUUCAGGCAAGCAAUUCAAGGGCCAGAGACACAGCAGCCUAUGGGGCAGGAAGAGUCUGAGUUGGCUUCUGACAAGGAGCUGGAGGGGAGACUGACUCUAACUGCAGACCAAAACCUACAGAAGAGGCUGUCACCUCUGUCAGCCUCAGCUGAACUUGAAAAUUCAAAAGGUUUGAGGCUAUCCCCAAGCUUCAUGAGAGACCGGUCACCUUCAUCCAGAAGUCCCUCACCUCACAGAAGCUGUAAGGAAAGAGCGAGUGUCAGUUCCUGCCCUGAAAUGGUGGGACAAACGUCAAAUAAAGAAACUAAGAAAAGCUCUACGAAAGGAAUGACGACUUCUCUAAGCCGGCGCCGUGUGUCCUGUCGUGAGUUGUCUCAUCCUGAUUGUGAUGGCUGGCUCUAUAAGAAAAGAAAGGAGAGCAGUGUCUUCAUCACACAGAAGUGGCAGCGCUUCUGGUUUGUCCUCAAAGGGCCUUGUCUUUACUGGUACAAAAGCCAACAGGAUGAAAAAGCUGAGGGUCUGCUCAACAUAUGUACCUACAGCAUAGAGAGUGCUGGACAGCACAAGAGAAAAUUUGUUUUCCAAAUGUGCCACAAGAAAUUUCAGAACUUCAUCUUUUCAGCCGAUACCGUCAGCGACAUGAGCAAAUGGAUUAACUCCCUGAUUCCAGCCAUACAGAAGCACAAUAAGUUUCUUAAAUAUCCACAUACUGAAGAGGAGUGUUACAGUGAAACUGAAUCUGAAAGCGAAUCAUCUCCUCCUCACCGGAGAAACAAGAAGAUACAGUCCAACACUCUGCCUCGACCCCAGGGAAAGAAGAACAAGGUGCCAUCAUUAAGUUCGACGACAGAGGGCAGCAAAGGAACAAGCGCACCGGUAGAUGAGAUGGGAGAGAUGUUAAACAACUUAAAGGAAGGAGGAGUUUCCCUAAUAGGCAAUGAGAAGCCGCACACACAUGACCACUUCAGGAGAUCCUUCAUUCGACGCAACAAGAAUCCCAUCAUCAAUGAGAAGGCGCACGCACUUCGGGCUCUGCAAAGUACCCUGAAGGCUAAAGAAGCAGAGCUGCAGCAGAUCAACAAGAUCCUGGAUGACUCUGACCUGACAGCUUCAAAGUACCGUCAGUGGAAGGAGAACAACGAAGAACUAGCUCAGGAAAUCGAAAGACUGGCUACUCUCAAAUCCUCUGAAGCAGGAGGGAAUGUUGCGCCGGUGCAGGACACGCCUGAAGUGGAGGUUGCCUUGGAAACUGUCACUAAGGAAACAGCUGCGGCAGAGAUAGAAGACAAACUAAGUCUGAGCGAUGGUGAGCAGCUAGUUGAUGCAGAGCCGUCUGAUGUUCUCCUGGAGGUCCCACAGGACUCUCAUGGUGCAGAGAAGAGCCCAGUCUUUGAAGUGUCAAUAGGUUCGCUGCAAGAUUCCAUAAACAAACAGCUGAAUGAAAUGGCAGAAAGUGGAAAAGGUGCUGAGCAUUACUUCUUCAUUUAGACUAACACUGGAGCAGAGACAUGGAUGAACAUUUGUCAUCAAAUGGUCUUAAAAGGACCCAUUUCACCAUGUUUUCUGCUGACAUUAACCUGAAAUCAUCAGUGAAAACUGACAGUCAGAGCUGUUCUCAGAUAUAUCUGAGAAUGGCAUUGGUAAAGACUUUUCUCUGCUUCUCUAUGAAACAAAAUUAGACAUUUGACAAGUUUACAUCAGUAAAACAUAAUUUACCAAGUGUCUUAGUUCAGCAUGUAUUUGUGAAAUUCUGAGCUUGUUCUUAGAAUUGAAAUAUCAAAUAGGACUUGGAAUUCAGUAAGAAUUCCUAAUGUAAGUCAUGCCAUAUUUGUAAAUAUAGUUUUAUCAUACAUACUGUUUAUAUUUGUUUAAUGAUUUUGCCUUAAUAAAGGUACAUGUGAACGA